AUGGAUCUCCUCUGCCUGAUGGUUGGUCUUCAUCUUGUCUCUGUGUGCACAGACCCGGGCCACUGGGCGGCCCAGUUUCCUCGCUGUGGAGGACUACGCCAAUCUCCCAUCAACAUCGUGAGCAGCAAAGUGCACGUGAACACGGCCCUGCCCCCCCUGGAGUUCAUAGGUCACACAGACCGGAUCAACAUCACGGUUGAAAACAAAGGACACUCUGCUCACUUUCACCUUCCUCAGUCGGUCAGGCUAACUGGGGGAGCUCUGCCGGGUCACUACAGAGCCGCUCAGUUUCACUUUCACUGGGGGGCCAGCGGGACACCUGGAUCAGAGCACACCAUCGAUGGAGAGAGGUUCCCUAUGGAGCUUCACAUCGUACACAUCAAGGAGCCCUACGGAUCUCUGACAGAGGCGGAACACGACAUGUCAGGAAUUGCCCUGUUGGCCUUCCUCUUUGAGGAAACGAGCGAGGAUCAUCCUCACCUGGACACCGUCAUAGCAGCUUUGGGCCAAGUGCAGCACAAUGGCACCACAGCGGUGAUAGCAAACUUUCAGCUCAGCGACAUCAUUCCCUCCUCCAAGGACCUGCACGCCUACUACCGUUACGUGGGUUCCAUGACCACGCCAGGAUGCGAGCAAGCCGUUGCCUGGACCGUCUUCCAUAAGAGGCUGGCAGUCAGCAGUCGGCAGCUGGAUGCUAUCGUCCAGCAGUGUCGCUUCUGGACAGGACAGCCCAUGAUGGACAUCUUCAGGCCCACUCAGCCCCUCGAUGGACGGGUUGUGUACCGCUCCAACUUGGCUGCGACUCUGAAGUUAACCUGCUUGUGGUUUGAUGCUUUCUCUCUGGUGCUCACAACAUUGGUUCUGAUCGAGUAAUAAGCACACGCCCUCAUACACACAGCACACUGAUCCUUAUUUUUUCCACUGAUCCUUUUAAUAUACAUAUUUUAUUACAUAAAAUUAGAGAAAUGUUGACUGAUUAGCACUUCGAUUUGCCUUAGUGCAGCUUAAUGUGUAAUUAUAAAGUAAAUAAACUGUGAUUGCAAUAUUAAUAAUAAAUGUACAUUUUCCUGCUUCAAUCAUGAUUUAGGUCCAGUCAGUAAACCUGAUUCAGAGUUAAAAGUUGUGAAAGUUUUCACAAGUGCUUUUUCUGUUGCGCCAGCCACGUGCGCAUG
Doryrhamphus excisus (bluestripe pipefish) is the source of this 1172-nucleotide messenger RNA. It is a transcript of the gene ca4c, whose product is annotated as carbonic anhydrase IV c. Gene Ontology annotation, molecular function: carbonate dehydratase activity; zinc ion binding. The record is from RefSeq and is a predicted model, not a curated record. Gene Ontology annotation, cellular component: plasma membrane. NCBI's taxonomy places the organism in Eukaryota, Metazoa, Chordata, Actinopteri, Syngnathiformes, Syngnathidae.